AAUGCCUCUGACAACUUCAGGGCCAAUUGUCUGGGUCAGAUUAUGCAAUUCACCUUGCAGAAGAGUUCUAAUUUUCUGUGUAGAAAGGAUUCUACUCCUUAGUGCUAUAGCAUUGAGCUUACUCGUCUUCUUCAAAGUCGUUUCACCAAAAAAUUGCAAAGCUUCACAUCAAAGUUUAAAAAGAAGACCCAUCGUAACAACCAGAAUAAGAAUUCAUUACGGAUGCAAUGAUAUUAAUGGUACAACGGUUCACCUAGUUGAGGGGGAGGGUCAUAAAACACGAAUUUAUGUUGAAGAUAUUUCCAGAGCUGGCAAACAUUCUCAAGUGAUAAAAUAUUAUCGUGUGGUGAAUGUCCUAGAUAACGAAAGCGAAGAUAUUGAAUAA
Dimorphilus gyrociliatus is the source of this 385-nucleotide messenger RNA. The record is from the annotation of a GenBank genome assembly. Lineage: Eukaryota; Metazoa; Annelida; Polychaeta; Dinophilidae.